Patiria miniata (bat star) is the source of this 4901-nucleotide messenger RNA. RefSeq names its product eukaryotic translation initiation factor 3 subunit C-like. Gene Ontology annotation, cellular component: eukaryotic translation initiation factor 3 complex. Lineage: Eukaryota; Metazoa; Echinodermata; Asteroidea; Valvatida; Asterinidae. The transcript has 21 exons. The record is from RefSeq and is a predicted model, not a curated record. Gene Ontology annotation, biological process: translational initiation. Gene Ontology annotation, molecular function: translation initiation factor binding; translation initiation factor activity; RNA binding. Bases 165 to 3527 code for a protein of 1120 amino acids.
UAUUCGAGCCUGAGGUCAUCCCACAUGGGUCAUCCGCACCGCGAGUACAAGAUUUUCGCGCAAGUCCAACGCGCCUGAAUGAAAUGCACGAUUUCAUCCAGAUUGUUGUUAAUUUUUAAGUCAUAUUGAGCUGACAUUGUAAGCAUCCAUCAGAGGUUUUCAUCAUGGCGUCACGUUUCUUUGCCACUGGUUCGUCCAGUGAGAGCGAAUCCUCGUCAAGUGACAAUGAGGAGCCAGUACCGUCCAAGGUCAUCACCCAGCAACGCUUCGCUCUGAGUGACAGCGAGGAAGAGGUCAAGCGGGUGGUACGCAGCGCCAAGUCCAAAAGACAUGAAGAGAUCAUGGACGUCAUCAAGCAGAUCAAGAACCAGAAGAAGAUCCGGGACGUCUCCCGCGUGCUGUCCAGCUUUGACGAUCUGACCCGGGUCUACCAGAAGUCUCAGAAGGUGCUGAACCCGGAUGGUGGUCACCCACCCCGUUUCUACAUCAGGACCCUGGUGGAAAUGGAGGAAUUUGUCAACGAGUGCUGGGAGGACAAGAAGAAGUUGACCAAGAUGAACGCCAAGUCUCUGUCCACGCUGAGACAGAAACUUCGCAAAUAUUGCAGGGACUAUGAGGAGCCUAUCAACGAGUAUAAAGAGAAUCCCGACGUGGAGAGAGAACAAGAAGAGGAAGAAGAUGAGGAAAUCAGCGGAGAUGAGAUGGAUUCCGGUGAUGAAGAUGGUUUGGGCGUGACGGGGACGAAAAGGACGCCAUCCAAAAUAAAGGACGAGGAAAGCGACAGCGACAGUAGCUUCUGGGACGAGAGCACCGAGAGUGAAAGCGACAGCUCUGACGCAGAGGCUGGCGGCUACGGGGGACUCACGGCUGCCUACUUCUUGAAAUCGAAUAAUCCUGAGAAGGAGGAUCGUCAACAGAAUGUUCGCCUCCAUCGUCGCAAGGAGCGCGAAGCCAGACGAGCCAAGCAGGAAGAGGAGGAAGAAGGUGACGAGGAAUGGACAAAGGUCACCAAGGGGUUGCCCAUCAGUAAGGUGAUGUUUGACAAAGGCACGGACAUUACCCACACGCUGGUCGUCAAGAAGCUUCACGAGAUUGUCUCGGCCCGCGGCCGCAAGGGCACCAACCGCAAAGAACAGAUCGAGCUGCUGCGAGAGCUGCGCACCAUCUCUGCUCAGAACAACCUGGGCGUGGCCAUCGACCUGAAGGUGCUGUUCAACAUCACGGCGGCCAUCUACGACUACAACCCCAACGUGGCUACCUGCAUGAAGCCCGACAUGUGGAUCAAGUGCAUGGACAGCAUCACUGAGAUGUUGGAGCUACUGAAGAAGAACCCUGACAUCACUAUCAAUGAGAACAUCCCUGAGGAUGCAGAAACCUACAAUGAGAAGCCGUAUCGGAUCCGAGGCUGUGUGCUGACCAUUGUGGAACGCAUGGACAAAGAGUUCACGAAGAUCCUGCAGUCGGCUGACGCGCACUCCACAGAAUUCGUUGAGAGGUUGAAGGAUGAGACGCGAGUGACCAAGAUCAUCACCACCUUGCAAGCUUACCUGGAGGAGCGUGGCAGCGCCUCAGAUCUCUGCCGCAUCUACAUGCGCUACAUCAACCAUAUCUACUACAAGUAUGACUACGACAAGCUGCAGCAGCUGGAGGAGCAAGUCCAGGAGAGACGGGCCAAGAUCCUGAGGGAGAGCCAGGAGGGGACGGGCAAGGAUCCCGACACGACUGGAGACAACAAGACUGAGACCGGGGAAGGGACCACGGACAGCAAGGGAGAGGAGAAAGGAAGCAUAGAGGAGAAGGAGGGGUCCAAGGAGGAGUCGAAGGAAGAGUCAAAGGAGGAGUCGAAGGAAGAGUCGAAGGAAGAGUCAAAGGAGGAGUCAAAGGAGGAGUCCAAGGAAGAGUCGAAGGAAGAGUCGAAGGAAGAGUCGAAGGAGGAGUCGAAGGAAGAGUCAAAGGAGGAGUCGAAGGUAGAGUCAAAGGAGGAGUCGAAGGAGGACGAGUCUAAAGAAGACGCGACUACAGAGGAUGGGUCUAAAGAGGACGCGUCUAAAGAGGAUGUGGUGGAGGGAGAGGGGGAGGGGUCGGAGAAGAAAAAGGAGGAGGUCAGCAAAAAGACAAAAGGAGAUGGCAGUGAGACCACGGCAGAGCUGAUGGAUCGUAUGUGCAAGUUCAUCUACUCCAAGGACACGACGGACUUGAUCCGUACCCGGGCCAUGCUGUGCCACAUCUACCACCACGCCCUGCAUGAUCGCUGGUACAUGGCUAGAGACCUCAUACUCAUGUCCCACCUGCAGUCCAAUAUACAGCACUCGGAUAUCCCUACACAGAUUUUGUACAAUCGGACCAUGGUGCAGCUGGGCCUGUGCGCGUUCCGUCACGGUAACAUCAAGGAUGCCCAUCAUGCAUUGCUGGACAUCCAGAGUGGGGGUAGGGCCAAGGAGCUACUUGCACAGGGUCUGUUGAUGCAGAGGCAGCAGGAACGAGACCCAACCCAGGAGAAGAUUGAGAAGUCUCGUCAGUUGCCCUUCCACAUGCACAUCAAUCUGGAGUUGCUUGAGUGCGUCUACCUCGUCUCGGCUAUGCUACUGGAGAUACCUUACAUGGCCUCCCACAACUUUGACAUCCGUCGGCGCAUGAUCAGCAAGAGUUUCCACCACCAGUUGCGACUGAGCGAGCGGCAGACUCUCGUGGGUCCCCCAGAGAGCAUGAGGGAGCACGUGGUGGCCGCCUCGCGGGCCAUGCGCUACGGCAACUGGCGGGCUUGCAAGGACUAUCUGCUGAACGAUAAGAUGAACGGCAAAGUCUGGAAUCUGUUCCCGAACAGUGAUCACGUGAGGGAGCUCAUUACAAGGAAAAUUCAAGAGGAGAGUUUGAGGACCUAUCUCUUCACCUACGGCAGUGUCUAUGAUUCACUCAGCAUGAACACACUGGCUGAGAUGUUUGAAUUGGAGAAGCCUGUUGUGCACAGCAUCAUCAGCAAGAUGAUCAUUAAUGAGGAACUCAUGGCUUCAUGGGAUGAGCCAGCCCAGACCGUGGUCAUGCACCGCUGCGAGCCCACCAAGCUCCAGAACCUGGCCCUGCGCCUGGCGGACAAAGUCAACAACCUCGUGGAGAACGGCGAACGCUUACUGGAGUACCGCCAGAACGACGGCCGGGGCUUCAACAAAGGCGGCGGCCAGCAGUUCCGCGACAAGCAAGGCAACUACCGCGGGGACCGCAGCGACCGAGGGGGCGAGAGGUCCGGGUAUCGCUCUGGGCGGGGCGGUUAUCGUGGCGGUGGCGGUGGUGGGAACUACCGUGGCGGCGGAGGCUAUCGCGGGGACCGGAGUGGCGGCGGAGGCUAUCGUGGGGACCGGAGUGGCGGUGGUGGCUACCGCGGGGACCGGAGUGGCGGUGGUGGCUAUCGCGGGGACCGCAGUGGCGGUGGUGGCUAUCGCGGGGACCGAAGUGGCGGUGGUGGCUAUCGCGGGGACCGGAGUGGCGGUGGUUAUCGUGGAGGUCGGAGAAGUAACCAGAAUACGUACUAGAUGCCUGCUAGCUCAGAACUCGCUGCCACUACCACGAUUGCAAAGAUGAUGUCUCAGUGUAUGGCGCCCUCUUUCGAAAGAAGUUUCAUCAGGCUUCAUGAUUCCAACAAUGGAUUUCUAUACCCAUCCCCCCUCUGCAACAUAAUAGGCCUCUCUCAAAUGACGUCAUUUCCUACAGACCAUCCACGUGCAUCGUCAUUUAGAGUGUCAACUUGCAUAACGCGUAUCGGCUGCAUUGUAUUUCGAACACGUUUCAAGUACUAUAAGAGUACUUCAAGUACUAUAAGUACUACAUUUCAAGUAACAAGGGAGUGUUUUUGGAACAUUUUCAACACUGCGCAAUGCGUGCUUGAUGGCGUAAAAUACACAGUUGCAGUUCUCCUACAGAGAUGGCUGUCAUUGAGAGAGACCUAUUAGUUUUGGCCUUAAUUUAAAACUCUUUAACCCAAACCUGCUGGAUUCUUCAGAGUCCAUCAGGUUUUGGAGGACUUUGAAGGAUUCAGGAGCAUCGGAACCUUUUUAUGGGGGCCUUGAAGCAUAUAGUUUUAAAUACUAAAAAUGCUUCCUAUGGUGUUGCCCUUCAAAAAUUCUGUCAUAAUUUCAUUUCUGCUUGCUGAGCGGCAGAUUCUGUAAGGUUUCAUGCAAAAAGUUCUUGGGGAGUACCACCUGAAAUCUCUGGUUUUCCUUUCUUGAGUCACUCUUAUACUCAGCAGCCAUUUUGCAGAACAGUGUUUUUUGUUUGUUGGGGUUUUUUUGGUUCAUAUACUGGCAAGUAACAAAAAAUAGGAAAUUCGAAACUUAACAUGACUUUACAAAGUGUUUCUAAUGGCACAAGUAAAAAAUGACAUCAUCUGAUCCGGGUUCAGUUGCACACCUGCAUAUAUUUUGUUUUAGAAUUAAAACUAACAAAAAUACUCUCUCUAUAAACAUUGUUGCCAUGUAUAUUGUCAAAAAGAGGACAGUUGAUGACCAAAACUGCAGAGUAUUUGAGGUAUUUUAGUCUGCAUACCAGCAGCCAACUUGAGUGCUUUUUUGGUAGUUUGACGUGCUGUCUGCAUUUUGAGAAUUUUGGUUUUCUCCAAGAACAAACAACAGUUUUUGGACGGAGACAGUUUCAAAGUUUUUGAGCAUUAAUUUAAAAACAGUAAUGUGCAAAGCUGAGCAUUUCUCAUUCAGCUGUACUGUCUUUUUUUCUCAAACUAGUAAAAUAUUAACUUUUAAGGUUCUAUGUAAGACAAGCAAACAAAAGACAGAAAUCCAAUUUUUGUUGAUUUAGAAAAUAAAAUCACUGAAUUUUAUUAAAUCAAAUCUCAAGUUAACAUAAUCAUAAAUUAACAGUGGCAAGUGAUAAUAAAAUGGUACCAUAUUAAACAU